UCACAUAAUGAGCCUACAAUAUAAGGCCCGGCCCACGUAUACUGAAACGGCCAUUUUUCGGAAUUCCUCCACGGCGAGUACGUCCCACGCGCACCGCAUCAGUGCAGAGAAGAUAACGGCAAUCGGAGUUUUUGAUCGGCGACGAUGGAGAGAAACGUCGAGAAGAUGCUAAACAGAGUAUCAGUCGUGUUCAUAAGCAUCGGAACAGUGUUAAUGGUGAUUAUGAUUCUCCAGACGCCGAAAACUUGUAUUUCACCAGAAGCUCCAUCGAAACCUCAUACGCAUUUUCCGAGAUCCACCUGCGAUUCAUCGCCUCGUCAGCAUCUUCCUCUCCCAAAGAAGAACGCUCGAAUCUGGUCCUCUAAAGCUUGGAAAUCGCGUCUCUCCUCCUUCUCAAAUUACUUCCUCCGAUUUCGCGAUCUCGGAUUCCUUCAAAAGCACACCAAAGCUCUCUGUCUCUCCGCCGGCGCAGGCCACGCUCCGAUGGCGCUUUCUAAUAUCGGAUUAGCUGACGUUACCGCCGUUGAAUUGGUUGAUUCGAUUCCUCUUGUGAAAAGAGCUGAUCCUCAUAACCUUCCGUUUUUCGACGGUGUUUUUGAUUUUGCCUUCACUGCACAUCUAGCUGAAGCUCUGUUUCCGUGGCGGUUCGUGGAGGAAAUGGAGAGGACUGUGCGACGCGGUGGGUUUUGUGUGGUUGCGGUUGAUGAAUGUGGUGGAGAUGAUGUUAGAGACAUUGCUAGGCUUUUUCAUAAAUCGAAAGUCGUUGAUGUUGCUAAUGUAACCUUAGAAGGAUCCAAAAGGACUAGUAUACUAUUCAAAGUUCAAGACUCUCCGACAUGAGGUGUUUUAGUUUGUAUUCUUCUCUUUUGAUUGCGUUGGUUCAUUGGUCCUUUCUGGAUUCUCAGAAAACUGCUUCAAUGUUCAUAGAGUGGAGCUAAAUUUGAGUUAAUGAGAUUUGUGUCUGUUGAAUUUCA
Molecule: messenger RNA, 974 nt
Organism: Arabidopsis lyrata subsp. lyrata
Lineage: Eukaryota; Viridiplantae; Streptophyta; Magnoliopsida; Brassicales; Brassicaceae
Exons: 1
Coding region: 145-840 (231 amino acids)
Molecular function (GO): S-adenosylmethionine-dependent methyltransferase activity
Source: RefSeq, a predicted model, not a curated record